AUGUCAUCAUAUCAGGCGGAGCACAAUAUUUCAGGAGAGUCUACUCCUCAGAAUGAGAAUAGACAGUCCAAUAAUGAAAGGGGACGAAGACAUAUAACGUUAAGUGAUGCCAUUGAACAGUUUAUUAGUGGAAGAAACGGGCAAUAUACUUUUGGAGAUGACAGUCGUGAAGAUCGGGAUAUGAGACAACAAAUGAUAGAAUCACUGUUUUCAUACGUUGCACCUGAAAGAUCUGAUAAUAUUGAUAAUAAUGCGACCACCGGUUCUAUGUCGGUCAACGGUUCACUAUUUCAUAAUAUGAUGCAAUCAUUACUUAGCUCCCCGAAUACUAUGCUUGUAUUUGGUGAUGGAGAUUACGAUGGUAAAAAAGCGGGCGGCGUGGAUACAAAUUUUGUAGAUACAUUAGAUAGAGUUGCAAUUAGUGAGCUUCCCACAGAUGCUCGUUGCCCGAUAUGUACAAACGAGUUUAGAAACGAUAAAUAUCCGUUAAUUGUGCGCCUUCCGUGUGAUUCAAGGCACUGCUUUGAUCUCGAAUGCAUUUCUCCUUGGCUCAAACUCAAUAGAACGUGUCCUCUGUGCCGAGAAGAUGUUACCACAGUCCGAAAAAGGAAACUAGAAAAGCUUGUGAAGCAGGCUCAGCUGUCAACCCCAGAGGAGGAGAAUACUGAUGAUUGGAUGAUGUAUGGUUGA
Molecule: messenger RNA, 690 nt
Organism: Brettanomyces bruxellensis
Lineage: Eukaryota; Fungi; Ascomycota; Pichiomycetes; Pichiales; Pichiaceae
Exons: 1
Coding region: 1-690 (229 amino acids)
Biological process (GO): ubiquitin-dependent protein catabolic process
Cellular component (GO): cytoplasm
Molecular function (GO): ubiquitin protein ligase activity
Source: RefSeq, a predicted model, not a curated record